UCUCUCUCUCUCUCUCUACAAAGACAGCAGUCAACCAGAAAGGAAGAGAGAGAGAGAGAGAGAAAGAAAUAACCCCACCAUCAAUUUACUUCCACUUGUUCAGUUGGCUCAAAAGACUUUGCAACAAAACAACUUGAUCUUCACUCUCUCUCUCUCUCUCCUCUCUUUCUCUCUCUAACUUGCCUUACCUUCAUCAAUUUGGCAAUCUGAUUAUUAUGUUUCGAUUGCCAAUCAAUUUUUCUUGAAAAAAAAAACAAAAAAACUCCAUCUUGAAAAAAAAGAAUGGAAUUUAUGGAGCCAAAUAACAAAAACCAAGGAGGAGGAGGCAAUAGUAGUAACUCCGACCACCACCAUGAACACCACCAACACCACCAACAACACCACCAUCACCACCACAACCAAAGUCAAACUGAACCCGGUUCUGGGUCCGGUCCAACCCCACUCCAUGGUCCAUUCAUGGGCUCCAUCUCCAUGCAACAAUCAAGAAACCUAGCCCACUCCUCUUCCUCCUCCAUCUCCACCACCACUACAACCACCGCCACCGCCGCCGCCGCCGUCACCUCCACAGCAAUCACGAUCGCGAAUAGUAAUAACAGCAACGAAAACAGCAACAACGAUUCCGCCGCGAAGAAACCUGUGAUCAAGAAACCGUCCAAGGACCGACACACGAAGGUCGACGGCCGUGGGCGGCGCAUCCGUAUGCCGGCCUUGUGCGCCGCCAGGGUUUUCCAGCUGACUAGAGAAUUGGGCCACAAAUCCGACGGCGAGACGAUAGAGUGGCUUCUGCACCAAGCCGAGCCGGCUAUUAUAGCAGCCACCGGCACGGGGACUAUCCCGGCGAACUUCUCCACACUCAACGUGUCUCUACGCAGCAGCGGCACGACCAUCUCAGCUCCGCCGUCGAAAUCCGCGCCGCUCUUCCUCGGCGGCGCCACCGGCAUGCUGGGCUUCCACCACCAGCUCGCCUCGAACGUCCAUUACGGCCAAGACCCAGAUGACAGCUACAUGAAGAAACGCUACAGAGAAGAUACAAGCGGAGCAACGUCGCCUAAACAGGGAAGAACCGGCGGCGGCGGCCACGACCAAGAACCGGGAUCUGAAACCAAACCCGGCUCAGCUCAGACUUCAAAUUUCAUCCCGGCUCAGGCCAUGUGGGCGGUGACUCCGGCAGCCGCCAACGUCGGAAACGCCUUCUGGAUGAUGCCGGUGACCGGAAGCGCAGGCACGGCGACGGUGGGGCAGCAAGAGUGGCCGUACAAGGCGUCUUCGAUGCAGAGAAUUGGAGGGUUCGAGUUUCCCGGAGUGGGACGGUUCAACCCGGUUCAACUCGGGUCGAUGGUCUUGCAGCAGCAGCAGCAGCAGCCGGUUCAGCAUCAUCUCGGCUUAGGUGUUACAGAAACUAAUAUGGGAAUGUUGGCCUCUAUCAAUGCUUACAAUAGCAGCAAUAAUAAUAAUAAUAACAACAACAACAAUAAUAAUAAUAACAAUAGCAGAAUCGAUUUGGGGAUGAAUUUGGAGCACCACCACCAGCACCACCAGCAACACCACCAGCACCACCAGCAAAAUCAGCCGCAGCAAAGCGACAGCGAAGACGAAAACCCGAAAGAUUCGCAAUGAUAUAUGAGAUCAAAACCCCCAUUUGAAUAUUUUCAAAUUUGCAGAACUUCUUUUCUUAUAUUUUUUUCUUUUUGAAUCUUAUUGCUCAAUGAUUUCAGAGUUGUUGGUCUUUUUCAACUGUCAUUGUUAUUAUUCAUGGUUCUUGAAUUAGGGCAUUUUCAUUUCUUCAAGUAGGAAGUAUGUGUGGCUUUAUGUGUGAAUAUUGUAGUAAUUUUUUAUCCAUUUUUUUUAGCAGAAAAAUUCAGUGCAAAAUCCAAGUCUUGAAAAA
Erythranthe guttata (spotted monkey flower) is the source of this 1885-nucleotide messenger RNA. RefSeq names its product transcription factor TCP23. Gene Ontology annotation, cellular component: nucleus. Gene Ontology annotation, molecular function: sequence-specific DNA binding; DNA-binding transcription factor activity. The record is from RefSeq and is a predicted model, not a curated record. Lineage: Eukaryota; Viridiplantae; Streptophyta; Magnoliopsida; Lamiales; Phrymaceae.